UACUCGGGAUCCAUUGUUCCAAGAAAGCGAUCACCAUCGCCAAAUCGCGCCGUACAAAUGGCGGGAUCUACUACAAACAAAAGUUGGGACGAUGGGCACAAAAGGAAGGUCCCUCGUUUAGGUCCGGAGCCGAUGGAGCAUAUGCAUGAUUGGGCAUACCCACCAGUGCCGGAGUCAUCUCGACGUAACCAGCGACAUCCUCAUAGGGUGCACGCAGAUCACUCCUAUGAUUCCGUUCCUCCAGACCUUCGAGAUCGGUCAUCCGUUGCUCCGACUCGAGCUUUGUCUGACUAUUCACCAGACCGGUAUCACACUUCCAGUCUUCCCCCAGAGCUUGCUGAUACUGGAGCCUGGACUAACAAUAGGCGAGAUAUUCAUCCUCAUCGACGGGAUGACAGUUAUUCAUUGCAAUUCUAUCAACCAAAUCCACCACCUUCUCGGCCUCCCUCUCAACCUGCACGACCUCCAUCCCCUUCGCACAGGCGUAAUUCAGGCACUAUCCAGGGCUACAGCCUCCGAGUUCCACCUCAAGACGCACCCCCCUGCCCCCCGCUUCGAACGUUGUACCAAGCUCCCGUCAAAUGCCGCUUCUCCAGCACCAAGUACUGUAGUUUCCACUUCAGCAAGUAAAGUUAAACCCUCGUCUCCCGCCAUCGUUUCCCCAUUUCCCUUGCUGCCUCCACUACCCAGUGGUGGCUCGUAUGCGAUGUUCACACCUUCAGGUCCCCAGAUUCCCGGUGUUGGGAGUGGUAGUGGUCCUCCGAGACCGGCUGCUGUUCCAACACCUCAUCCUGUCUCUGUAGAAUGAAAAAUUUGUAUUUGUGUGCUUCGGUAUUAGACCUGUUUCCAUAC
Molecule: messenger RNA, 852 nt
Organism: Cantharellus anzutake
Lineage: Eukaryota; Fungi; Basidiomycota; Agaricomycetes; Cantharellales; Hydnaceae
Exons: 2
Coding region: 146-808 (220 amino acids)
Source: RefSeq, a predicted model, not a curated record